AUCCCUGAAUCAAUUAUUCAUUGUAGCGGGAUUAGAAAUUCAAUUUAUUAGUGUUUCCAAUUUCUUUUUUUUUUGUUUUUUUUGUGAAGUUCAGGGAUGAAACGUUCAUGCAGCAAAUGCAAGAAAACAUUAGAGUGUUCUAGCUUUGUCUGUGUAUUUUUUUUUCCCAGACAGGCAUUAUAGUUGGCCGCAGCAGGAGCCCUCAGCCAGGCAUAACAAAGUUCAUUUUAAUAACACCACAGGUGGCAGGGAAGGCUUUAAUCUUGGUCUCUGCUUCUUGUGUUUGAACCCUCAUAAUAUUCUGCAUGUGCUCCCCUCCUGAUAUGCCACUCAGUUAUAUGCUGCUACAAGUAAAAUCACAGCAAUCAGUUACAGUUUUUUUUUUUUUUUCGUUUUUUCUUUCCAGAGUCGGUCGAACAUCUUACACCGACAUAAACUUUGCUGAGCUUGUGUCUGAAAUCUUAUUUCUUUCUUCAGUCCCGUUUCUUCUGUUGUCAUUUUAUAUGAAAUAAAAUAUUAUUUUAUCAAAUCUGUCAAAUAAAAAAGAAUCCAAUUUCUUUUUCGCAGACAAUCCCGUCUUUUAUGCACUAUUUGAACAGACUUUUCUGUGAAAGUAUUAAGUCACAACGUUAUUUGUGAAGGUGUUCAUACCCACUAAACAUUUCACUUUACAGCUAAAAACAUUUAGUCUAAUUUUAUAUGUUAUGCUCACUUAAUGCCCUUUCUCUGAAAUGAUAUUUUCUUCCACAGAAUCUCAUUUACACUCUCAACACUUUGACAUGAUUCUGCCACCAUAGAAGAUCACAGGUUAGAUGCUGCAACAGCAUCUCUUAAGCUAAUUGCCUUAACUUGUGCAAGUUAAGACUUGUGGUAUUCAUGGGAGUUAAGGACCACAGUCGUCUGUGAUGAGCUAAAGACUGUAAAUACUUGAGACUCUCUCUAAAAAUGGUUUUGGGGAUGCAGCCGAUCAACGCCGAUCAACUCUUGGACUGACUGCUUUGCCAAUGCUCGCCAGUAGCUUUGUCAAGUAGCAUUGCGCCUCCCACGUUGCAUUUUUUCCACUGAAAAUUUGAUGUGCUCUAUCAGAAACAUCUGUGACUAGACGAAACGUCCAAGAAAGUUUGGAGCUACGUUCUACCGGUCCAUUGUACGAUUCAUUGACCAUCCAUGUGUAUCACUUAUGGUUUUAUUGUCACUGAUGAAAGCAUUUAAACAGCUCUCUGUGAUGGUCACAGGGUUUCUCUGCCGCUGUGCCAGAGUUCCUCUGUUUGGAAAUUAUGAAUCCCGCUGAACAACAGACAUUUCAAAUAUAAAUGCCCUCCUCAUCUUUUAUUUGAAGCGGAUAUAAAGACAACAUGCACUUCCCUUUCAUUUCACAAUCAUGUGUUUCCUUGUGUUGUUGAUAUUGGCUGGAGGAAGUCGGUGCAUCUUUCAGUGGAGGUGUCCUCUCCUUUAUGCCCUGACAUUAUUACCAUUUAAAUGCAAAGAUAUAAGUUUUUGUAGCUGUUUUGAAAGUUGAUUAUCAGAUAACACCGCCUACUGCUCGUGUUUGUCGUUGCUAAGCAGGACAUUAUUUCUGUAAAUGCAUGACAUUCUUGGUUCCAGAGUGAAGAAAUGAUGGUCAUUUCCACACAAUGAGAAAAAGAAACAUUUUAUUGAUAUGCACUCUGGUUAUAUAAGUUGGUAAUAACAACCCUCUUGUCUAAAGAGUCAAUGUGUUGAAAUGUCUUUAAAAGAAAUCUAGCUGCUGUCCAUAAUUCACUCUUUCUUUGUGUGUGUUUCAGCAAACCCCCUGCUCAUGAACUCAUCCAUGCAGCCGGAUCUCACAGUGUCCCGUACAUAUACCAGCCCCAUAUGUUUCCAGGACUCCAUUGACAAGGAGUUAAUGGCCGAGCACUCACUCCUCGACCCGCUGCCCGAUCUGAAGGCGAAAGGGGCGACAGAAAGGGCAGAGUACCACGUCAUGUCCCACCCUCAGACAUUUCCACGGGGUUUGGCUCCAGACUACAGAGGGGUUGCAGUAGGGACAACGCUGGGCAGGAGAGGCAAAAACCUUUUCACUCCGCGGGUCUUUCAGACGCUCAGCAGGCCUCUGCACAAAGCAACGGCGGUGUUUGGCCAUGCUGGAGGCAGGCUGGUGGUGCCCAACACAGGUAUCAGUCUGCUGGUGCCUCACGGGGGGAUCGCGGAAGACACUACCUGGGAAAUGUACAUGAGCAUCAACCAGGAGGACAGCAGCACUGUGCCGGAGGACGGGGCAGAGAUCUUUUUGAGUCCUGCCGUCACAUACGGCCCGCCAGGCCUCGACCUGUCCUGUCCAGUAGCCAUGACUAUAGCACACUGUGCAGAAGUUGCUGCUGACAACUGGACCAUCAGGUUAAAGAGACAAAUCCAGGACAAGUGGGAGGAAGUGAUGUCAGUGGAUGAGGAGAGCACGUCCUGCUACUGUCUGCUGGAGGCCCAGAGGUGCCAUGUGCUGUUGGAGCAGCCGGGUCGUUACGCGCUGGUCGGGGAGGCGCUGAACCAGGAGGCUGCCAAGCGACUGCGGCUAGCCGUCUUUGGCAGCCCAGACCUGAGCAACUCGCUGGGCUUCACCCUCAGGGUGUACUGUGUGGACGACACUCCCUACGCUUUCCAGGAGGUGGUGGUGGGGGAGCGCAGCAGGGGCGGGCGGCUCCUCGAAGAACCCAAAAUUCUGCUGUUCAAGGGGAACACGUUCAGCCUCCAGGUGUCCAUCCAGGACGUCCCGCGGUUACUCUGGAGCAUCAAGCCUUUCACCACCUGCCAGGAGUUCUCCUUUUCUCAGGUGUGGGCCAGUAACCGGUGUCCCCUGCAGUGUGCCUUCUCUCUGGAGCGCUACAGCCUCUCCUCGUCUCAGCUGUCCUGCAAGAUCAGCGUGCGGCAGGUCACAGGAGAGGAGCAGAUACUCCAGAUCUACACGUCUGUCGUGGAGAACGAAAAAGGAGCGGUUCCCUUUUUCACGCAGUCCGACUGCACCAUCACCUCUCAGACAGGAUCGAAGGCCUUCAAAAUCCCCCCGUCCAUCCGGCAGCGGAUCAGCGCCACCUUUGACACGGCCAACGCCAACGGGAAGGACUGGCAGCUGCUGGCUCAGAAGCUCCACAUAGACAGGAACCUGGGCUACUUUGCAUGCCAGGAGAGCCCGUCGUCGGUGAUUCUGAGCCUGUGGGAAGCGCAGCACCAGGACCCCGGGGACCUGGACUCUCUGGCCAGCGCCCUUGAAGAAAUCGGAAAGGUCCAGUCCCCCCGGGAGGCCGGCGCUCUCGGCUGCAGCAACGAAGACUCUGAGCUGACGAGACUCGGGUAGGGGAAAGGGUUUCUGGCGCAGUCCGAAUCCCGACAGACCUUUACUGCAUGAACGCCAACGAUCGGGUGUGCCGACAUACCCGCCGAGAGGAGGAGACUGUUACUAAAGGAACACCUCUGAUAAACCAAAUGGUCCACACAAGACACGAUGAAGUCGAGGACAGAUCGAGCGUUUGUGUUACGAGAGGUACCGAUGCGUUUUGGGGAAAGGUCGUCAGCGAGGUGAACCACCUUACGACGGAGAAACGCCCCCAAAUAAAACCUCCGAAGCUCAAUCCAGCCGCUCGUAGUUUCUGAUUUUAGACGUACGUGUGAAGGGUUUCCUUCAACCAGGACGGAGUCGUUUUCAAACGCACCCUUUCAGAACCAGACGUAAUCAAAUAAUCCAAGUGGCCGGAACAACAAAAAAAGAUAUCCUUACAGUAUUUUCUCAUUCAUUUUAUAGAUUUCUAAUGAAACUUAUUUUCUUCAGUGUAAAUUCAAUGUCUCUGUAGUUUUGAUUUAAACAGGAAGAAAGAUAUAAAGCUUUUUUUUCCCCUCUCCAUUCCAUAAGGUCAUAGACACUAACAGUGAUUAGUAUCUAAAAGGAUACUCGUCCACUUGCUGAGACAAUAAUGGACGGAUGAAUCACGCUGAUAGCUGUAAUUUUAAGAAUGAGCCACAAGCAUACAGGAGGAUUUUUCAACCGGCGGCAGACGGAGAAAAAUAUCAAAGCAGAGGCUGCAGAGGAGGAACGAGCUGAUCUGUGCCUCAUCUGGAAAAGCAGCCAGAGGUGAACCACUUACCCCCCAAAACCCACUGCACACACACACACACACACACACGCACACACACACACACACACAUCAACCCAACCCACCCUGUGAGUUCAAGUAAUCAGCGUCUGGUUAAUUUGGAGGAAAUUUAAUGUGUGACAUGUGACUUCAUCCCACACAGCCUUCAUGUUUCUGGCACCAGUGAAGUGGGGUGUAUUUCCAAGAUCCCCGGGGCUUUUUUUUCUUCUUCUUCUUCUUCUUCUCCUCCUGCUAUAGGUUGAGUUCAAAUUUGGAUUUUUGAUGUGCGGUCAGAGCGGAGUCUCCUGCAGCCGGAGUUUGUCAAUUACCACUGCAUCAUCGUCAGCCUCACCAGCAGCAAUCUUCUGCUGACUCAGCUUUAAAAAAAAAAAAAAAAAGUCCCUGCAAUCAGAGGCUCCUUAGAUUAAUAAUAAAGUGACUUUGUGUUCAACUCGGUGUUGGGACUCGCUUUCCAUCUGCUUAACUCAUUUACCUCUUGAAGACCAGGCGGCCCACAUUACGGCGUGAUGAAGGAAUCUGGUGUUCAAAUAAAAGAUGAAACUGAGACCCCUGACAUCCCCCCUUCUAAUGAUUUUAUAUGGAAUUGGGUUUUAGAUUUGUGAAAAAAAGUAUAUACAGAACCUAUUGGUGCUGUGGAAGAAGCCUUAAAAUAAAUGCAACUUUUAUUUCAGUGCCAUAAUCUUAUGUUGAGAAUGUAAUUUGAGUGCAUUUACUAUGGAGAAAUAAUAGUUUAUCCUUUCCUUUCACAAAACAAACAAGUUAUAAACAGCUAUGAUGCCAGUACUCGUUUCAUAAUUAUCAUAUAAUUAUUGUCCUUUAGAAUGACCUAAUGUUCAGUCACUUUUCUACCCAGAAUCCACCUGGUUCACCCAAAGCAUAACAGAUCCUCCACCGUGUCCCACGUUGAUGAUUAUUUAAAGGAGAAAAGCUCAAUUUUUACCAAACAUGGUUCCAAUUAGAAACUCGCCACACUUUAGUAAGCACAUGUUUAUGUUUGUGUUGGUAGGACAGAAAUGUUUUUUCUAUCUUAUGUGUCCAAUAGUUGCUACGGAGAUCCCAGGAGAUUAGUCUGUGCUGCAGUUUUCGUAACAAAAAGCUUUAUAGUGUUUUUUUGUUUUUGUUUUUCUUCAUUACUGUAUGUGGAAACAAGAUAAUUAUCCUACAUAAAGGCCAGUGGCAAAAAAAACACAGCCUCUGUGGUUCAUGGUGUUUAUACAGCAUGAAGUCAUGAAUUACUUAUUAAAAGUUCCCAGGCACACAGUGGUCAGCUUAAACAGGAUAUUAUACCUUAAAAUAAGUAGAACAUUUUUUUUGUUACUUUAUUAAAUAAAUGGCUGAAUUUUUCUAAAUUUAAUUGAAGAUUUUGCCACUGCUAUGAAAGGUGAAUUUGCUUUCAGGUUUUUUUUUUUUUUUUUUUUUUGACCCAUCUUCACCA
Messenger RNA from Poecilia latipinna (sailfin molly), 5556 nucleotides. Its product is annotated as netrin receptor UNC5D-like. The record is from RefSeq and is a predicted model, not a curated record. Gene Ontology annotation, biological process: netrin-activated signaling pathway; axon guidance. Gene Ontology annotation, cellular component: membrane. Lineage: Eukaryota; Metazoa; Chordata; Actinopteri; Cyprinodontiformes; Poeciliidae. The coding region runs from base 1799 to 3328 and encodes 509 amino acids. The transcript is spliced from 9 exons. Gene Ontology annotation, molecular function: protein binding; netrin receptor activity.